Drosophila montana is the source of this 1005-nucleotide messenger RNA. It is a transcript of the gene CycD, whose product is annotated as cyclin D. The transcript has 5 exons. Gene Ontology annotation, biological process: mitotic cell cycle phase transition; regulation of cyclin-dependent protein serine/threonine kinase activity. The record is from RefSeq and is a predicted model, not a curated record. Gene Ontology annotation, molecular function: cyclin-dependent protein serine/threonine kinase regulator activity. Gene Ontology annotation, cellular component: cyclin-dependent protein kinase holoenzyme complex; nucleus; cytoplasm. NCBI's taxonomy places the organism in Eukaryota, Metazoa, Arthropoda, Insecta, Diptera, Drosophilidae. The annotation marks the transcript as partial.
AUAUAUAUGUGCAUUAAUGUAUUAUUACAUUAAUUUAAUAAUAAUAAAAUAACACAUUUAUAUAACAUAAAUAUGUAAAUUGACUAACAGUUGUAAAUCUUUACACAUGUACGCUUUAACGUCAAUCAGGAUGAUUUUCGAAUUUUAUUAUGACUUGCUUGACUUGUUGGGUGUAUCGCCGUGUCGCUAUCGCCAAAAACAAAUAUUUUGAAUGUUGUCCACAUACACACGUGCAUAUUUCAAUGUGAACAAAAUUUGAACUGUAAUAAAAUUUUACACUACAUGUCAUAAAUUAUAUAGUUUAGCAUAGUUCUUUAAAUACCAAUUGGUUAAAAUAUGGAUUUGCUGUGUACUGAAAGCAUAGUUACUCAUUCCGAACAGCCAUUACAUAGUAUGCUUCUCGACCAUGGCAAAAUGUAACACAGCAGCAGAUGCUUCAACCGACAGCAUACCAGCAGUCUCUGUCAGUGUGCCUUCUGCUUGCAAUAUGAUAACAAAUGAAACAGAAGCUGUAGGCGAUAAGCGUUUUGUGUAUGAAAAUGCACAUGUGAUCGUUACAGAUCCCAUUUUUAAAUCGGAUCGCUGUUUAGAAAAUGCCCUAAAGUCGGAGGUAAGGGCUCAGUUUCUUGGAGCAUAUUUAAAGACAGUACAAAAGGACAUAACCCCGCCUAUGCGCAAAAUUGUUGCUGAAUGGAUGAUGGAGGUUUGUGCUGAGGAGAAAUGUCAGGAAGAGGUAGUUUUAUUAGCAAUCAAUUACAUGGAUCGCUUUUUGUCAACAAAAUCUGUUCGAAAAACUCACCUACAAAUCUUAGCAGCCGCCUGCUUAUUGGUUGCUUCCAAGAUACGUGAACCCACCUGUCGGGCGCUUUCUGCAGAGCUUCUUGUAUUCUAUACGGACAACAGCAUAUAUAAAGAUGAUCUAAUUAAAUGGGAACUACGCAGCGCUAUUGUUUUGGUGGCAUCAUGGUGUGGUGCAUACGCCCAGUGGAGAGCCGCCAAUCGCCG